Molecule: messenger RNA, 891 nt
Organism: Varanus komodoensis (Komodo dragon)
Lineage: Eukaryota; Metazoa; Chordata; Lepidosauria; Squamata; Varanidae
Product: transmembrane protein 178B-like
Exons: 4
Coding region: 1-891 (296 amino acids)
Cellular component (GO): membrane
Source: RefSeq, a predicted model, not a curated record
AUGGCGGCCGCGGCUCAGGCGCUGAGCUGCUCGGGGCUGCUGCUGGCCGCCGCCGCUCUGGCUCUGCUGGCCGUGGCCAUCGGCACCGACUCCUGGUACGAGACGGACGCGCGGAGGCACCGCGAGCGCUGCCGGAGCUUCGGGCACAAGCGCCACGCCAACAGCGACCCUCCGGGCUCCAUGUCAGCGCCCAGCCCGCACCUGCCCCUCCGCGCCCGCCCGCCGCGGGCCCUGCUGCCCGGCCGCGCUCCGCCGCCGGCCACGCUCGCCGCCGCCGCCGCCCUGUACCUGGAGUCUCCCUGCGGCCGCCGCUUCAACUCCACCGUCUCCGGCCUCUGGCGGCGCUGCCACCGCGCGGGCUUCGAGCCGGAGAGCGAGGAGCUCAUCCAGAAAGGGGUCAUUCAGCGUUGCACAGCUGUGAAGUAUCACUACACCUCCUCUUCCCUGCCACGCAACUUGCCUGUGAAUGUUACCAACACCAUCCGCCAGGAUGAAUGGCACGCUCUCCAUCUGCGCAGAAUGACGGCCGGUUUCAUUGGCAUGGCAGUUUCCAUCAUCCUGUUCGGCUGGAUCAUUGGCAUGCUGGGCUGCUGUAAACAGCAUGAGCUCAUGCAGUAUGUAGCUGGACUGCUCUUCCUUAUGGGAGGGACCUGCUGCAUCAUUUCCCUUUGCACAUGUGUGGCUGGGAUAAACUUUGAGCUAUCUCGUUACCCUCGCUACGUCUAUGGGCUACCAGAGGACAUCAGCCAUGGCUAUGGUUGGUCCAUGUUCUGUGCAUGGGGCGGCCUGGGGCUGACACUUCUGGCAGGAUUCUUAUGCACACUGGCCCCAUCUCUCAACACCCCUCGGACUGUUGUACAGAAACCCAGACAGGAAAAUGGUGCUGUGUGA